AAUUAUAACCAUGAAAUAUGGAAAGAUGGUUUUCGCCUGUAUAUAUGUUGCAUGUGUGUGUGAUUGACAGUAAUGCGUCUCCUCUGUGCUCUUAGUGUUUUUAGAUCUCUCAGCCGCCACAGUGUUCCUCAGGAUGUACAGCUUUAUGGGAGGGGGUUUGUUCUGUGCCAUCGUGGCCAACAUCCUGUUGGUGGUCUCCACGGCGACGGACUACUGGAUGCAGUACAGACUGUCCGGGAGCUUCGCUCACCAGGGCCUGUGGAGAUACUGCAUGUCUGGCAAAUGCUACACGCAGACCGACAGUAUUGCUUACUGGAACGCAACCCGGGCCUUCAUGAUCCUCUCAGCGAUGUCGUGUUUUGCGGGAAUCAUCGCAGGCAUCCUCUCCUUCGCUCACUUCUCCGCCUUUGAGAGAUUCAAUCGUUCCUUCGCUGCAGGAAUCAUGUUUUUCAUUUCCACACUCUUCGUUCUGCUCGCUAUGGCAAUCUACACCGGCGUGACGGUGAACUUCCUCGGGAAGCGUUUUGGUGAUUGGCGUUUCUCAUGGUCUUACAUUCUGGGCUGGGUCGCUCUGCUCAUGACCUUUUUUGCUGGUAUAUUUUACAUGUGUGCCUACAGGAUGCAUGAAUGCCGAAGAGUGGCUGGCCCUCGCUAAAACAAAAGAGAAGCAAACACUGUGUCUAAACAUGUAUAUACAGGUGUUCGGUUAUCCGAUCCCAUUUAAAAAGUAUUAACAAAAGUUGCCUUAAAGACACUUCUUCCUCUGCAGGUUUUCCCGAUUUCUUUAGUCUUUAUCCCAAUCAUGCAAUGCAGAAUAAAUCCAUAUCAUUGUUCAUGCACAGAGACUAAAUCUCAAAUAAAAUCUCAGACUAUUCUCA
This is a messenger RNA of Ctenopharyngodon idella (grass carp), 878 nucleotides long. RefSeq names its product lens intrinsic membrane protein 2.5 (gene lim2.5). Lineage: Eukaryota; Metazoa; Chordata; Actinopteri; Cypriniformes; Xenocyprididae. The transcript has 4 exons. The coding region runs from base 134 to 655 and encodes 173 amino acids. Gene Ontology annotation, cellular component: plasma membrane. The record is from RefSeq and is a predicted model, not a curated record. Gene Ontology annotation, molecular function: structural constituent of eye lens.